CAAAUUCAAAACAAAUUUCAUGUAUUUUUAUGAUAUUGGAUCAGUAGCACAGAGUACAUUAUUUUUGAUCAGUAGUAGUAGAAUUAUUUAUAAGUACCUACAUUUGAGAGGAAUAAAUAAAAUAUUUCUAAACAGGCUAUCAACUCCAGCAUUAGUAUCACAUGAAUAAUGUUUUUAAAUAAAUUUAAACCUCACAGAUUAAGGUUAUGUGCGAGGUUAAAACAUAAAGAAAAUAAACAAAAUGAAGAGAUACAAAUUGAAAAAGGUGCCAAAUAUGCGACUGAUUUGAUGAAUUAUUUAGAGAGUAAUGAGGAGUAUAAAAAUAUUAUCCCAUGUUUGCCAAAGGUACUUUUGAAGAAAUACAAAACACCUGAAACGAUGUACAUAAUUAAUAAAAAUACAGCCAGAGAUAUUGCCGAUACUAUAAAAGGCCACUUUGACAAACAUGCACCAAUAGUCGAAGUUAAUCCUGGAUUAGGAUUUUUAACAGAAGCAAUUUUGCGAUGUCAGAAAAAUCCAGUUUACCUAUACGAAUCUUCCAACUACUUUAGUAAUAUUUUAAAUGAUUUACAACAAAAAUAUCCUGAAAGAAUCAAAUAUAAAACUGCAGAUUUUUUUGGAAUGUGGAAAUUGGCUUUCCAAGAUAAAAUGGAUGAUGGAAAUAGAAUCAAAGAAUUAUUAGGAGACUUGGCAACUGAAAACACUGGAAGAAAAAUAAAAAUAGUUGGAGCUAUGCCUGGAUUAUCAUUUGUAAGACACCUUAUUAAUACCAUUGUUUUUCACAAUACAACAAACCAACUUGGUAGGCCAGAUUUAUUUAUAAUUAUACCAGUUCAUCAUUAUGAGUUUCUUACAGAUACUUUAGUGGAAUAUGGGAAACACAAAUCAGUACCAUCCUUAUUUCAAACUCUUUUUUAUUCUAGAGUACUGAAAAAAGUACCCAAAGCGCACUUUCUACCAUGGAUUUAUCCUGUGAACAAAAAAGUUUCUGUGAUAGAUGAGCACUUCUUAUAUUUAGUAAAUAUAACACAAAAAGAAACACUACCUUGUCCACCUGAUUACUUACCAUUAUUAUGGUAUUUUUUUAAGCCUCACACUUUCUCAAAGACCUCAAGAGUCAUUCCUGUGCUAGAGCAAUGGAUACCUGGCUGCGGUGUAUGGCUUAUAACUGGUCAAGAUCCUCCAGAUGUUAACAAAGACAUAGCCCCAGGGCCCAAUGAUGCAAAACUUCCCCAUAUGACUAUCUUCACCCAGUUUGGUGACUUGACAUUACAACAAAAAAUUACUGUUUUUAAAAGGUUUGUAUCUUGGCCAGAAUUUGAGCAAUGUCCAUUUAGGGCAGCUAUGGAUAACAAUUUACCCAAAUUUGCUGUAAAUUUGGAUUCUGACGUUAAAGAAAGCUUGGAAUCAAAUAUUGAUGACCUUGAACAUUCGGAUUCUGAAACUGAUCAUGAUACUGUAUAGAAAUAAUAAUAAACUAUUUAGACAGUAAA
This is a messenger RNA of Colias croceus (clouded yellow), 1493 nucleotides long. It is a transcript of the gene mtTFB2, whose product is annotated as dimethyladenosine transferase 2, mitochondrial. Gene Ontology annotation, molecular function: mitochondrial transcription factor activity; rRNA (adenine-N6,N6-)-dimethyltransferase activity. The record is from RefSeq and is a predicted model, not a curated record. Lineage: Eukaryota; Metazoa; Arthropoda; Insecta; Lepidoptera; Pieridae. Gene Ontology annotation, cellular component: mitochondrial matrix. Gene Ontology annotation, biological process: transcription initiation at mitochondrial promoter; rRNA methylation. Bases 169 to 1464 code for a protein of 431 amino acids. The transcript is spliced from 7 exons.